AUGCAUGAGGCUGAGAGAGCUGGGAAGGAUCGUCAAAAGACCUGCAGCCAGGAAUCGAACUCUGGUCACCAUGAGCAUUUCGACCUGAUGCCACUGAAAAGGGAGAUUCAAGAAUAUCUGAUUGAGAAACAUAACGACUACAUACCUACAGAAAGUGAAUUCAUUUGCUCGCAGACUAUGAUGAGCUCACAAAAGGCUGCUCAAAAAACAAAGACCGCACAUCCUCCCAAAUGCGACCAGUGCGGAAGAGGUUUCACUAAAAAAGGACACCUCAGAAACCACAUGAGGACUCACAAUGGAGAGAGCUCUUUCACCUGCCAACAGUGUGGAAAAGGUUUCACUCAAAAGUCAAACCUCAGAAACCACAUCAAAAUUCAUAUCGCAAAAAACGCUUUGACCUCCCAACAGUGUGGCAAAUCUUUCAAUCAUAAAGACUACCUUAAACGACACAUGAGAGUUCACACUAUAGAGACUUCUCACACGUGCCCUCAAUGCGGAAAGAGUCUUGCAGACGAAUCGAUAUGUAUCGCCCACAUGAGGAGUCACACUGGAGAAAAACCAUUUGCGUGUGAUCAGUGUGGGAAGAGCUACACAAGUCGGAGUAACCUUAAAUACCACAUGAAUGUUCAUGCAAAUGAGAACAGUUUUAUGUGCCAUCACUGCGGAGUGCGUUUCAGAAGAAGCGCUCAACUGAAGAAACAUGUAAAAACCCACAUCGAACUGGUGCCUUUAAUGUGUCGUCAGUGUGGAAAAACGUUCUCAACAAAAGAAAACCUCGAAGUUCACAUGAGAAACUACUCUAAGGAAAGACCUUACACCUGUCAACAGUGCGGGAAGCGUUUCAUCCGGAAUGCAAGUCUUAAAGAGCACAUGAUAAUUCACACCGGAGAGAAGCCGCACAUCUGCCAACAUUGCGGGAAAAGCUGCUUUCGAAAAGCAUACCUUGAUAUCCACAUAAGGGUUCACACCGGAGAGAAACCGUACACCUGCCAAGAUUGCGGAAAGAGUUUCAUCCGAAAAGCACACCUUAAUACCCACGCGAAAGUUCACAGUGGGGAGAAACCUUACAGUUGUGAACUUUGCGGGAAGACCUCCUAUCGGAAAGAAGACAUUAAAAGGCACAUGAGAGUUCACACCGGAGAGAGGCCUUAUCGCUGCUCCAAGUAUGGAAAGGGCUUCACGUUGUAUCACUCCGCCCGCAGCAAGUACCAAACAGAGGACUAG
Molecule: messenger RNA, 1224 nt
Organism: Danio rerio (zebrafish)
Lineage: Eukaryota; Metazoa; Chordata; Actinopteri; Cypriniformes; Danionidae
Source: RefSeq, a predicted model, not a curated record